Nannochloropsis gaditana CCMP526 is the source of this 292-nucleotide messenger RNA. RefSeq lists its product as uncharacterized. The annotation marks the transcript as partial. The record is from RefSeq and is a predicted model, not a curated record. The transcript is spliced from 2 exons.
CACCAGGCGUCACGCGAACUCGGGCAGGAGGGGAGGCUGCCGCGACGUCUUGGCAACGAACCACACACGUGCCAUGCCGCGCACUGCACUAUGGAGUCGUACAGGCGUGUGUAUUCCGCUGGCAUUGCUGGUGAUGGGUGUUCACUGUUUCGGCCCUUUGGACCUGCAGGGGCUCGAGAAGGAGGAGGCGGCGGCCACUCCGUCACGGCGAGCCCUUCGAUUGGCCACUCCCCCGUCCCAAGCACCCCCGCCCGCCUCCAUGGACCAAGGCCUAGAAGGAGGGAGGGCGGGA